AUGGCUCCCAAGGACUAUGCAGCCUUGGAUGAUGAAGGAGAUGAUGGUGAUGGGAAGGAUGAUAUGAAUAUUCCUGAUGUUCAGUUCGAAAUGUCUAACUUUACCAAUAAGACAAAACUCAUAGAAGACAGUAUAGAGAAUGGUGUAUUUGACUUGGAUAAUACCAUUGGGAUACCUGAUUAUGAUGUUAAUGUCGUUCUUUCAGAGGAUCCACUUGUACGGGAUGUAUUAAGAGAAAACGAGAAUAAAUCUACCAUGCGGUGGGCGUUUAUGAACAUGGCAAAUAGCAUUCUUGGUGCUGGGGUUAUCAGUCAACCAUUUGCACUGAAAAAUUGUGGAAUAAUCGGUGGCCUCGUCGCUUAUUUCCUCUUAGGAUUUCUGGUGGAUUGGACUCUUAGAUUAAUCGCAAUAAAUCUUGUUCUUACGGGAACUCAAACCUACCAGGACACCAUCCAAUCUGUUAUGGGUAGGAAGGGUAAGAUCUUAAUUUUGGUAACCAACGGCCUAUUUGCCUUUGGUGGUUGUAUUGGAUUUUGCAUCAUUAUUGGAGAUACCGUCCCUCACGUACUCCGAUCACUUUUUCAUUCAAAUAGCUUCUUCCUCAGAAGAAACGUGAUUAUCAGUUUGGUUACAUUUUUUAUCUCUUAUCCCCUGUCUUUGCAGAGAAAUAUUGCUGCGUUAUCCAAAGCCUCUUUUCUGGCUCUAGUCAGCAUGGUUGUGAUAGUAUUUAGCGUCAUCAUACGUGGACCAAUGUUAAACUCGGCCUUAAAGAGUGAAGGUCUUUCAAUUGAAAACAUUUUCGUCACUCCCAGAUUUUUCCGUGGCGUUUCUGUAAUUUCAUUCGCAUUGGUGUGCCAUCAUAAUACAAGCUUUAUAUUUUUGUCCAUGAAGAAUAGGAGUAUUCAGAAGUUUUCUAAACUGACGCAUAUAAGUUCCGUUGUAUCAGUAAUAUUUUGCAUGCUAAUGGGAUAUUCUGGUUUCGGAGUUUUCGGAAUGAAGACCAAAGGUAACAUUCUGAAUAACUUUCCCGUGAAUGACAAAACUAUCAACAUUGCCAGGCUCUGCUUUGGUUUCAACAUGCUAACGACUUUUCCUCUGGAGAUUUUUGUUUUACGUGACGUCAUCUCUACUUGUUUUCAAAAGCAAAUAUCAACUAAUUGUGAACCUGCUAUUCUUUCUACAAAACUACACUUCAUUAUUACAACAGUUUUGGUAUUUGGUACUAUGUCUGUGUCAUUAACUACAUGCAAUCUUGGUGCACUUUUUGAAUUGAUUGGGGCAACAACGGCGAGUAUAAUGGCAUACAUACUACCUCCUUUGACUAAUUUAUUGUUAAGAAGGGAGAAAUCUUCAUUUAAAAGUAAAUCGCCACAUAUUUUGAGCAUCAUUUUUGGGGCAACAAUGAUGAUUGUAAGUAGUGCCCAAACCAUUUUCGAAGCAAUCCAUGGCGAAGAUCAAAAUCACUGUGAAAUAUAA
Molecule: messenger RNA, 1476 nt
Organism: Zygotorulaspora mrakii
Lineage: Eukaryota; Fungi; Ascomycota; Saccharomycetes; Saccharomycetales; Saccharomycetaceae
Gene: AVT2
Product: Avt2p
Exons: 1
Coding region: 1-1476 (491 amino acids)
Biological process (GO): amino acid transmembrane transport
Cellular component (GO): endoplasmic reticulum
Molecular function (GO): amino acid transmembrane transporter activity
Source: RefSeq, a predicted model, not a curated record